This is a messenger RNA of Haemonchus placei, 1101 nucleotides long. The record is from the annotation of a GenBank genome assembly. NCBI's taxonomy places the organism in Eukaryota, Metazoa, Nematoda, Chromadorea, Rhabditida, Trichostrongylidae.
AUGCUCUACCACAAUUACUGUGUCCAUUACGACGUUAUUGAGCCGAUGUUUACCGAUUUCGAUAGAAUUGCUCAGAUACUUCACGUUAGUGCGGAUGUUCUUGAUCGGCGCAUUGUUCAGCAGGUGGCUAACUGGAAUGGUCCUGUGUCAUUGACGGUUGUACUGAGAACGAUCAACCAAUAUCACUGCACCAUUGAAUUUCUGAAGAAGAUUCGUCAGGAAUCACUGGAUGUGGCCCAUUACCUCCGUGCUCACAUCGUGUUUGAAAAGGCUUUCUCAUCAAACUGUACGGUGCCUUCGAUCUUUCCAUCGUUGGGGUCAUCUUCUGCUUCAGAAUGCGAGAAUCACAAAGCUACAAUUGAUCAGAUUGCCCAUUAUCCAGCGAAUCUGGCUAGGAAUGUCGCUCGAAUAUUUUCCUCGUCGAAGUACAUCAUCAUCACAGACUACGAGCACCUUUUCAGUGAAGGAUUUGAAGUGAAAGUGAGAUCUAUCGCUUCCCGUCGACUCGCUGAGCGAUCGCAGACCAUUCUCGCUUAUCGAAUUUUCGAGAUUGACAAAAAAAUUUCGGCGUUACCUCGCAACAAGUCCGAUUUGCAUAAAUUGUACAAAUCACAACACGCUGUGGUUUUCCAUUCGAGAUACUAUCCAGGUUCAGGAGCCCAUGACAUAACUGGACUCGAGGAGUGGUUUUCGAAGAAUAAAACAGUCGACGGUUUAUUCGCUAAAGAUCAGAAGUAUGACAGGUCGAACUGGGAACCGCAGUUCGUCUCUCACUCGCGGAUUCCUUUCCAUGAUGAGCGGUUCCCUUUUCAACUGAGAGACAACACCGUGCUAGUGAGUUUUCUUCCUUACGUUCUCCGAGGCUCCCAAUACCAAGGUUUGCUUCAGCGAUGGGAACUUUGUCGAGCGAAUUACACAAUUGACAUAUUGGACGACGUCUUCAUGUUUCAUCGAGGAAUUAAACUGCAAAAAAAUAUGGAGUCAUUGAGAAUACAAAUGCAGAACACAGCUAUAUUCAAUGAGGCUCUGAAAGCCUUCAAAGAGCGAAUGGAUAAGGAAUACCCGGAAACCAAACACCGAUGCCCUACACCAGAGCGGUAA